GCGUUGAUUAAAACGGCCCAUAUAACAAUGGAACACCAGACUGUUGUGCACACAUCGCAUGGAAUAGUUGCGUUCUUACAGUCAAACGCGUUCACACUUUCCACGGCAAGACAAUCAGCUUUGCAAAGCCUAUUGACCAAAACACACAUACAUUAUGAGGCUACAACCAGAAACAUGGCGACUCAGAUGGGAAAUGGGGAGGAGCAUGUGUGUGCAGAACUAACAGACCAGGAAAUGAAACUUCAUGCGACGCUAGAAAAGGAGCCGCUAACUGACCCUGAUGACACUUACUACUGCGACGGCCAUAGUCACCAGACGCUAGACAGAGAACUUGUUGCUUCGUAUGCUGUGGUACACAGGUCAAGGGGAAGCUGGGAAACAAUCACAACAGGCAUAGUUCCUCAGCCUGCCUCAGCACAAACCGCAGAGUUAAUGGCUCUGACAGAAGCGUGCAAAGCAGCUGAAGGCAAAAGAGUGAAUAUCUAUUCUGACUCUGCCUACACUCUACAAGCAGUCCACAUUGAUUUAUGCCACUGGAGGAGAAAAGGAUUUGUAACUAGCAAUGGGACUCCUGUCAAACACCUGCAGCCACUGCUAGAUUUAUACCACGCACUAAAGAAACCAAAGCAAGUAGCAGUAAUGAAAUGCAAGGGACAUCAGACAGAAGCCUCAGAGGUAGCUAGAGGUAAUAAUGCUGCAGACCAGGCGGCUAAGCGCACAGCAGGAUACACGCCAAGACACCAAAUGAUGCAAAAAGCGGAGGAUCCAGAAAGUGCUAAGCUAGACUUACAACAUGUCGUGAAGUUGCAAGAACAAGCUGCACCUACAGAGAAGCAAGCCUGGCUGAACAAGGGAGCCAGCAAAGGCAGUGAAGGUUUGUGGAGAAGCCACGAGGGGAAGGUAGUGGCCCCGGCGGUGUUGUUGAAUAUGUUGUGCCAGGAGGCCCAUAGUCGUGGACAUGGUGCCAGUGGACGUAUGAUAACGUUAAUCUCCCAACAAUGGUGGCAUCCAUUCCUGACCGACAUAGCUAAAUAUUAUGUCCAAACAUGUGAGAUCUGUUGUAAACACAACCCGAAGGUGGCGUUGAAGGCUGGACUUGGAAGUUUCCCUGCCCCUAUGGCACCAUGGAAAGAGGUGGUAAUUGACUUCACAGACAUGGGAAUGAAGAAUCGAGUUGAGGGCAAGAGG
Gasterosteus aculeatus aculeatus (three-spined stickleback) is the source of this 1188-nucleotide messenger RNA. The record is from RefSeq and is a predicted model, not a curated record. Lineage: Eukaryota; Metazoa; Chordata; Actinopteri; Perciformes; Gasterosteidae.